Messenger RNA from Sinocyclocheilus rhinocerous, 430 nucleotides. Its product is annotated as microtubule-actin cross-linking factor 1-like. The record is from RefSeq and is a predicted model, not a curated record. The transcript has 3 exons. Gene Ontology annotation, cellular component: microtubule; actin cytoskeleton; intermediate filament. Gene Ontology annotation, biological process: wound healing; intermediate filament cytoskeleton organization; regulation of focal adhesion assembly. The annotation marks the transcript as partial. Gene Ontology annotation, molecular function: structural molecule activity; cadherin binding. Lineage: Eukaryota; Metazoa; Chordata; Actinopteri; Cypriniformes; Cyprinidae.
AGUUCCAAGAUGCUCUGGAGCCACUCUUGAGCUGGCUGAGUGACACAGAGGAGCUUAUAGCCAAUCAGAAACCUCCGUCUGCUGAGUACCGUGUGGUCAAGGCACAAAUUCAGGAGCAGAAGCUGCUGCAACGGUUGCUGGAUGACCGCCGUGGGACGGUAGAGAUGAUCAGGGCAGAAGGAGAGCGUAUCGCUGCUACGGCUGAGACACAAGAUAGAUACAAAAUCCAGAAACAUCUUAAGAGCCUAGGAGAGAGAUGGACAAAUCUGCUGGAAAAGGCCAGCGCCAGGCAGCAGCAGCUAGAGGAGCUGCAGGUGUUGGCGCUGCAGUUCCACGAGGCAGUGGAGCCGCUCGGUGAGUGGUUGAGUGCAACAGAGAGACGCCUGAGCUCCUCUGAGCCAAUGGGAACCCAGACCUCCAAAAUCACACA